AUGGUGGAGAAUCUUACACUGGAGUCCGGGGCGCAUGAUUCCAAUCAUCGAUAUCUACUGUGUGACUCUCUUCUCUAUGGAAUAUUCUUGAAGUCCAGAACUUGGGCCUAUUGCUUGGAGCCUAAACUCAAUCCGAGGGCUAUUGACAUGUUAGUCAUGCCUGCGCCACGCAAAGAUAUGAUCAAGGCAUUGGUUCAGAAGUACAGCAACAUGAGCCCAACACCAGGCUUAUCUACAUCGUGGCGCGCCGACUUUAUUGAAAACAAUGGAGAGGGUCAUAUCUUCUUGCUACAUGGCGGUCCCGGUGUUGGGAAGACAUAUACCGCCGAAUGUAUCGCGGAGUAUACGAACCGUCCUCUACUAUCUCUCACCUGUGAAGACAUUGGCACAGACGAAGUCAAGAUGGAACAGCAGCUCUCCAAGUGGUUCAGAAUGGCCGAAAAAUGGGGCCUGUCAUAUUCUGCGUCAGCAUCCUCAUCUGAGUACACCAGUAAUACUGACCCUGAAUGUACAGUGUUUCUUCGUUGUAUAGAAUAUUACCGAGAAAUCCUGUUCUUGACUACAAACCGCGUCGGGCAUUUCGACGACGCCUUCAUUUCCAGGAUCCACAUCAUCAAGUACUAUCAGCUCAGUGAAGACAAUCGCCGCCAGAUUUGGACACAGUUCGUCGACAAACUCACCAACGAGCGUCACGACUUCAUCAGCACUGGGCGAGCCAAACGAUACAUCUUGGAAGAUGAGAUCGUAAAGAGGCUGGAAUGGAACGGCCGGGAAAAUCGCAAUGGUAAGACCAGUUAA
Molecule: messenger RNA, 798 nt
Organism: Podospora anserina S mat+
Lineage: Eukaryota; Fungi; Ascomycota; Sordariomycetes; Sordariales; Podosporaceae
Exons: 4
Coding region: 1-798 (265 amino acids)
Molecular function (GO): ATP hydrolysis activity; ATP binding
Source: RefSeq, a predicted model, not a curated record